Molecule: messenger RNA, 527 nt
Organism: Drosophila gunungcola (fruit fly)
Lineage: Eukaryota; Metazoa; Arthropoda; Insecta; Diptera; Drosophilidae
Product: UPF0729 protein GD16342
Exons: 1
Coding region: 1-294 (97 amino acids)
Source: RefSeq, a predicted model, not a curated record
AUGGUGUGCGUGCCCUGUUUUAUCAUUCCACUGCUGCUUUACAUUUGGCACAAAUUCGUUCAACCGAUUUUGCUGCGCUACUGGAAUCCCUGGCAAAAGAAGGAUGCCGAGGGCAAUGUGAUCAAGAAGGGUCCCGAAUUCCCCUUCGAGUGCAAGGGCGGCGUCUGUCCCUUCGUUCCGGGGGCCAAGAAAUCCGCCGCUGACGGUGAUGCCGAUUCCAAGGAUUGCGACAAUCCUCACACAACGAGUACAACAACGUCACCGGAAACGGAAGAAACUAAAAAGGAAAUCUAGUCGACAUUUUCCAAAAACUAUAUUCUAAUCUGUAGUCCUGUUUUUUUUUUUUUUUUUUGUUUGCUUGUCUGUAAGAUAAGAAAAACGCACACUCAACACAACUAAAAUGUAACGUCAUCAUGCGAUGUGCGGUGGGCGGCGGUCGGUUUGGGGGUGUGGCCUUAAGGGAGCAACAAGAUCCCUUGCCGACAAAUUAACUUAAAUUAAAUGUACACCUUUGACAACACGAAAAA